UAAAAAAAUUCACCAUUUUUCUGCUUCAGACAAAUCUUCACACAGAUCGGAAUUUGAGCGGAAAAUGGAACCGACGAAACCGUCACAAACUUCAUGCUCCUCAGCCUUCCAGAACCCUCCAUUUUCUUCAUCAUCUUCUGCUUCUCUUCUCAAAGACAUCUCCAAUUUCAAAACUCCAAAGCAUUCACGGAAAGCAAAUUUCACUUCUUCUUCUCCUUCUCCCUACAGACAGCCGGAAUUCUUCACCGCCUCGAAAACCACACCGGUGUCAUCCGUCCGCCGCCGUGGAAGCAUAAAGCCAUCGGCGGUGAAGUCGAGUGCUGCUCGAAGAUUAAAGGCGUUCGAGCUCGAGCAAUCGAAAUCAGCACGAAAGGCAUUGAAUGACAAAGAGAGAUCGUUGAAAUCACUCGCGAAGUCGCUAACUGUGUGGCUCAAUUUCUUGUUUGAAAAUCCAAGCUCUUGUGGCUGUGACGUGUCUAAGUUUACCGGAGGAUUUGAGAGGUCCAAUAAGGCGUGUAUUGCGGGAAAUGGGAAGAGGGAUAGUGGGCCAGGGUACACUGUUGGAGUUGAUGUGCUGUGGCGAGGGCCGAAGAGGCAGAGACAUUUGUUGUCGAAUUUUGAAGAUGAAGAAACAACAGCUUUUUCGGAUUCCAUGUUUUCCGGACUUAAAGAUUCCCUGAUGGAGAUUUGCAGCUUUGAUGAUUUAAAGGAGAGGAUGAGUGCUUACCUGAGCUUAGGAAGCUGUAAAGAGGUCUUUGUUACAAUGACUCAACUAACAAAGACCAUUGAUGAAGGACGGCUGAAAAUGAGAGCUCACUGUCCCAUGGUAACUGAUGUUGGAAUGAAGGAGAAAGCCUUGAGAAUCCUUAUGUGUUAUAACCCCACUUGGCUUCGGAUUGGAUUGUACAUACUUUUGGGGGGCGACACCUUAUUACCGAAUGGAGAUGUCAAUUCUGAACAAGAAAUUGUUUUCUUGAAGAUGGUGCUUGAUAGACAGUUUUUCUCACAUGUCGGUCUAGCAAAGACCUAUGCUUAUAACAAGUUAGUGGAGGGUUUAUAUAGACCUGGUUACUAUGAAAAGUUAGGCAACAUAGUUCUGAAGAGAUUUUUGCUGCUUGUUCUCAUACUAGAUAGAGUCAAAACUCAGAGUAGUCUGCCACUUAAAUAUGGUAUUGAUGGACUAGAUGGAGGAUCUCCUUUACUUUUCUCCUUGCAAUCAGAUGUUAAAUCUAGCCGUCAACUGAUCAACAAAUUCUUGCCACCGGAUGUGAUGCAUGGUGAAGGUAAUCUACUUGCGCAUCUUGUCAUCGUAGGCUAUAAAGUGACUUAUCAACAGAAUCCUUUGCUUGAGUAUCAAUUUGGUGUGGCUGAUUUAUUUGAAGACCUUGAAGAUGGCAUUCGACUUUGCAGAGUCAUUCAGCUCUUGCAACAUGAUCCUUCUAUCCUCUCGAAAAUGGUAGUUCCUUCAGAUACUCGCAAGAAGAGUUUGGAGAACUGUGGCACUGUUCUACAAUUUCUCCAGGAGGCAGGUGUACCAUUGUGUGAUCAAGAUGGAACAAUAAUUAUUGCAGAAGACAUAGUUGAUGGAGACAAGGAGCUCACCAUUUCAUUGCUCUGGAACAUGUUUGUGCACUUGCAGUUGCCACUUCUAAUCAACAAAUUACUUUUGUCUGAGGAGAUUUCUAAAAUCCGAGGAGUUGUUAAGCAAAACUCAAAUGGCUGCACUCACUUGGACAUGCUCCUGAAUUGGAUCCAGGCAAUUUGUGGAAGCUAUGAUCUCAAGAUCGAAAAUUUUUCAUCACUGGUUGAUGGAAAAGCUAUGUGGUGCUUGCUUGAUUAUUAUUUCCGGAAGGACCACCGCUGUUCCUGCUCUUAUCAGGCACUUUGUGAAACAAAAGAAGAAGUUUCCAUAGUAUCUGCAGUUGAUUACACAGAUGCAGUGCACAAUUUUAUUCUAUCUCAAAAGCUUCCAUUGCUAUUGGGGAAGUUUCCAGAGGUAAUACAAGUCAGUGAUAUACUGGAAACAAACGGUGCAUGCAAUAGUCAGAGUGUCAUUAUUCUCUUGGUGUUUCUCUCGUUUCAACUACUAGUAAAAAGAAACAAGGAUCAAUUAAACUUCCACAAGUUAUUGGGAUUUAGUUGUCAAAGUCCCGAAAGGAGACGGCUAAGCACAGAUCAGUGGUUUAUGCAUCCUGAAGCAGCUGCAGAUAAAGAACAAACACAUUGGAAGGAUGGUGAAGAUGCUGCCAGAAAUUUUAAGGCUGUUAUGGCUUGGUGGCAAGAGAUGGCUCAACAAAAUAACAAAUGCACUCAUAAGAAAACUUCUAGCAGUCCAAAGCAGUCUUUCAUUUUUAGAGGGAGCAAUGAUACUCAAAAAGAAAAUGCUGCAAAAGUAAUACAAUCACAUUUCAGACAGUCAGUGCAGCAACGCAAAUAUUUGAGGAUUAAGAAUGGGGUUUACAUCUUGCAAGCUGCAAUACAAGCAUGGCUGUGGGUAAAGAAGGAACCAUCAAUUCAGUUCUUUGGUUCUCCGACAUAUCUGGCAUCACUAUGUGGUACAAGGGGCUGUUCAGCAAAUUUCGAAAAACACGCAGCCUUUGUGAUUGAUAGACAUGCUUUUCUUAAGUUGAAAAGAUCGGUAAUAAUCAUCCAGCGUGCCGCAAGAGACUGGAUUUCUCGAAAACAUGUGAGUGGAAAUGUGUUGCUGCAAGAUUUGUCCACUCCAACAUUCAUUGAUGCUGCCAUUGUCAUGCAAAAGUGUAUUCGUGGGUGGAUAGCGAGGUCUUCUCUUGUAAAUACAGAACAAUUUCAUGAAGUUCUUAUGGAAUGUGAAGAUAAUAUUCAUCAUAUAAAUGCUGCGGUAGCGAUCCGAUGUGCUUCAAAGGAAUAUAAAUUAAGCAGUUCUCUACAUAGUCAUCACUUUGCAGCAACUAAAAUUCAAAGUUACUAUCGUGGAUGGUUGAUGAGAAAGAAUUUUGUGGAUCAGAAGCAAGCAGCAAUAAAAAUACAGAGCAUUUUCCGAUCUGCAAGAUGUUUGAGGGAUUUUCAUUUCUACAAACAGGAAACUCUGUCAGUGAUUACAAUCCAGGCUUAUGUUCGCAAAUGGAUUGCUAAAAGAGAUGUUUAUAAGCAUAAAUCUCAAAUUAUUUCGAUUCAGAGCCAUUGUCGUGGCUGGUUAACAAGGAGAAAACUGCUCAUUGAAAAAGAGGCUGCUAUAAGGAUUCAAACUGCAGUUCGAAGCCUGAAAUACCGGAAAGCAUUCAUUUGCCAAAAGCACGCCACUUUGGAAAUACAACGAUUUGCAAGAGGAGCCAUUACUAGAAAGAGGCUCCUAGGGACCUCUUGCUACCGUAACGUCUCAAAAUUGGGUCACCAAGCUCUUGAACUUAAAAUACUACUGCAAGCAGUAGUAAAGUUGCAAAGGCGGUGGAGAUGUAAAUUGCUUCAUGAACAGAGAACAAAAGCAGCAGUUGUCAUCCAAUCGCAUGUCCUAGGAUGGAUUGCCCGGCAAAGUGUUUCAAGAAACAAGGAACGAUUACUUCAAGCAGUAUUAAAGUUGCAAAGGUGGUGGAGAGGUAAAUUGCUUAAUGAACAGAGAACAAAAGCGGCAGUUGUCAUCCAAUCACAUGUCCUACGAUGGAUAGCCUGGCAAAGUGUUUCAAGAAACAAGGACCAAUUACUAAAAGCAAUAUUUAAGUUGCAAAGGUGGUGGAGAGGUAAAUUGCUUCAUAAACAGAGAACAAAAGCAGCAGUUGUCAUCCAAUCGCAUGUCCAAGGAUGGAUAGCCCGACAAAGAGCUUCAAGAAAGAAGCACCUGACACUGCUAGCAGUAUUAAAGUUGCAAAGAUGGUGGAGAGGUAAAUUACUUCAAAAACAGAGAACACCAUCGGCAAUUGUCAUCCAAUCGCAUGUCCGAGGAUGGAUAGCCCGGCAAAGUGUUUCAAGAAACAAGAAUCGAAUUGUUGUGAUCCAAGCGUACAUGAAAGGAUACCUUGCAAGAAAAGAUUUAAGAGGUCAGCUUCUUGAUUUGCGUCUGAGAGUACAAAAAUCUGCUGCAAAUGUUGAUGAUGGUAUGCGCAUAAUAAACAGACUUGUUGCAGCAUUGUCAGAACUUCUGAAUAUGAGAAGUGUCAGUGACAUUCUUCAUAUCUGUGCAACUCUGAAUAUGGCAACACAACAUUCACAAAAAUGUUGUGAAGAACUUGUCGCUGCGGGUGCUGUUGGUACAUUGUUUAAGCUGAUCCGCUCUCUCAGCCGGAGCAUACCUGAUCAAGAAGUUCUUAAACCUGCUCUCUCCACUCUCAGAAACCUUUCCCGAUAUCCACACUUGAUUGAUGUACUAAUUGAAAGCUGUGGAUCACUGGAAACAAUAGUGUUGGAGUUUUUAAGAAACAAAGAAGAGGGAUAUUUCAUUGCUUCCGACCUUUUGAAGAAGAUAUUCACAGAGAAAAAAGGUGUUGAGGCUGUGCGCAAGUCGCCUGCUCUUUUGAAGAGACUACACAAUCAUGUGGAAGAGCUUUCAAGGAGAGCAAAAGCUGACAAGAGGACUAAACCUCACGCAAUGAAAGAGCCCAUGGACAAAAGAUUGAGAGAAGCUAUUGAGAUAUUGGAAUUAAUUAAAGUGUUCAUGGGAAAUACAACUAGACGGCUUUCUAUGAAGGUUUAAGAAUUUUCUUACUAGUUGGAUAAGAGUCCAAGGUCUUUCUUGAUAUUGUUAUAUACAUGCAAUUUGUACAUCAUGUUUAGCAAGAAGGAUUUGAAACUUUCCUUGCAGUUUAAUAUCUGUAAUGUGAAGAGAGCUUCACUUUAUCUUUAACUUCCCAUUCUCUAACAC
Messenger RNA from Solanum dulcamara, 4834 nucleotides. RefSeq lists its product as uncharacterized. Bases 65 to 4666 code for a protein of 1533 amino acids. Lineage: Eukaryota; Viridiplantae; Streptophyta; Magnoliopsida; Solanales; Solanaceae. The transcript has 20 exons. Gene Ontology annotation, molecular function: protein binding. Gene Ontology annotation, cellular component: spindle pole. The record is from RefSeq and is a predicted model, not a curated record. Gene Ontology annotation, biological process: mitotic cell cycle; establishment of meiotic spindle localization; spindle organization.